AUGUUUUUGUGGCUUGUUGCCCGUUUUUUGCUUGUCACCGGACGUUUCCUCGCCCGAGCAGAAGACUCAGAACUGCUCGACACAUUCUCGUCGUUGCUCAUUAGCCGAUUCGAAGAGCAGUCAAGGGCCAAAUUGCUCGAUGAGCCUUUCGAAGAGAUCAUAUCGAAAAUCCGAGUCCAAUCCGAGUAUCCUCAGGAAGCGUUGGAAUCAGCCAAGAAAAAAUUGGAGCAGCUGUUCGCUGACAGGACGAAAGCACUUCAGAAACUCACUCGAAGCGCUGAAGGUUCGGCCAGAUUCUAUACAGCUUACGAUGACUCGCAGUUGACGAUUCCCCAGGAUGAGUCUGUGUGCGCGAAAUUUGAACAGCUACUCAACGAAUCCGAUGUGAGGGAGCCAUCAAAUUCAGCCGCAAGGAAAUCUGGAGUUCACGUGAACAUCGAGUCCUAUAGAUGUGACCCAAAAGUUAUACGCGACUUUAGUUGGACUGGCGCUGAUAGCGUGGAAAAAACUAUGGCAGAAAAUAAGCGAGAAGACGAAACGAUGCGACAUCAAUUCAUUGGCACAUACAGCGGUGUAACUAGAAUGUAUCCAAGACGUCAUUGGAAGAUUGAACCCGCACCAAUCACGAUCGAUCUGUUCGAUCCGAAAUUUCGGCCAUGGUUUGUGAAUGCGGAGUCGGCUCCAAAGGAUAUUGUUUUUCUUAUCGAUUACUCUGGCAGUGUUAAAGGCCCAACAAUGCAUCUUAUCAAAAUCACAAUGAUGUACAUAUUGUCAACGCUAUCGCCAAAUGAUUUUUUCUUCGGUGUUUAUUUCAACUCGGUGUUUGCACCAGUGCUACCAUGUGCUAAUGGGACUUUUCUGCCGGCUACAACGAGCAACAAAAAGAUCUUCUUCGAACGGCUUGGUGAUAUCGAAGAAAAGGACCAAGCUCAUGUUUCACCACCGCUGAAAUUUUCAUUGGAUGCAUUGAGAGGCAAUCUGAACUCUACAGACUCGAUAUUCAAUAACUAUCGAUCAGGAGGCCAUAAAAUUUUAAUGCUGUUCACAGAUGGACUUGAUGAAUGGCCACAUGCUAUUCUCGAUCAAGAGUUAAAGUAUAAAGAUGGGGAUGUGAUUCGAAUGUUCGGCUUUUCAAUGGGUUACGGUACCGGUCAAUUGCCGCUGCUUCACUGGAUGGCGUGCCGGACGUUCGCGAAAUAUUCAGUGAUUGAUUCAAUCAUGGACGUAAAACCGCAGUCAAGAGCGUUUUUGGACCAUCUUAGUGUCGCUUUGGGGCGUUCACUCGAGUCAACGCCUAUUGAGGCGCGAAGGAUCAGUUGGACAAACCUCUACAUGGAAACGCAGGGACUCGGUCCCACCAUUACAAUUUCCUUGCCCGUAGUUACAAAACCUGAUGGUAUAUGGUCCGGUCAACGUAUCGCUGGCAUAACAGGUAUCGACAUUGCACUGUCUGAACUCACGGAACGUUUACCGAAGGGAGAUCAAUUGUACGGUAUUAUUGUGGAUAAUAAUGGAAUUAUCGUUUAUCAUCCGAAACUCGUACUUCCGACAACCGAAGUACAUUCUGUCCGACGCAGCGCUUGCUAUGAUGCAUCGCAGGUUCGCUUUCGAGCUGGUGCCGGGCUAAGGGUUCAAUAUGGGUUCAGUGAUCAACGCGUUUAUCGAUUAGUAGGCCUCAUCGAUAGUAUUCCUACCAUCGAUCUGAUCGAGCUCGAAGGGAACUCAGCUGCUGUGCAACGUCUCCGACAUGGUAUCAUAACGUCGGCAUGUGGAUCGGAUCCUAUUCGUGACGGUGAUCGGGAGUUUUAUUGCGCAAAUCUUGAAGGAUCCCCGCUCUCCGUGGUUAUCGUAAAUUCCGUUAAGCGUGAAACCUUAGCAUACAACGAAAAUGUGGCAACGCUCGAUACGGUAGACAAUCCCUUCGUCGCCUAUCAUUUGUCAAGCAGAUCGAUUUGUGAUUGGAAAUUGGAUCCGUUGCCAUCAACAGUUCGAUUUGAUGCGCUACAAGGUGUUGCUUGUGAAGAGAACCUAAGCUUAGCUUUCGCAUUGACAAAUGGAUUGAAAAAAUGGGCCCUUUCCUGGCCAGAGUACGAUAUAAGCGCAAAUUUUUCCUGUGAGGACCUACCAUUACCUGCGGAAUUUCCGAAACAGUACUUCAUAAACGCUUUUGUUCAUACUCGUCCACAAGUGGAAGCAUUUUUCCCUAAAUGUUCGAAAUCGUACAUGAAGGAAGUGAUGACGAAAUUCGAUGAGGAACGAGCUGACAAAGAGAACUCGCCCGGUGUCCUGCAAUUCACUGUUCGGAAUGACGUCAUCGUCGCAUACAGAUCGAUAACGGAUCGACACGACAAUCGAUUGGCUGUUGUUGGCGUUCAAUGGAGAAUUCCCUACGCGAAUGCGUUGUUUAUGAAUUGGACUCGGUCAAGCAAACAGUGGUCUGACUGUAAGAAGAUGGACUGUUUGAUCAUCACUAAAAGUGGUUUCGUGCUGGCGUCUUCGACAAAUAGAAGUCCGGCGCUACUAGCGCGAUUCGAUCCGCAACUAUUCGCCACGCUCGAGGAGAACGGCCUUGUUACAACAACAUCAUGGGUUGAUGCACAAGCUGAAUGUAUGGCGAGUCGAGCGGCCCCAUGGGCCAGCCACGCCCCACAUCGUACAAAUCCAAUUCGUGCGUUUUUCAACGCUGCAGCUACUCUUAUAGGAAAAACAUUUUGGAUUGAGCUCUACUAUCUUAUAACAUCGUUCGUCGCUGGUCAGCCGUCAAUGUCCGGAGGAUUGUGCCGCUUUCAGAGAAUCAAACCUGUCGAGAGGUGCUUCUUACGUCACACUAACUACAAAAUGACGUUAAACAUUACAAAACAAAUACAACUCAGUGAUAUGAAGUGCGCUAGGUAUGCUAGGAUCUAUCCGUUACCAGGAACUACGCUGACGCUUAUCCGAGCGGAUCGUGCCUGUCCUGGUUAUAGGUCCAAGAAGAAAUACACUGUACAGCAUGAAAUGCUGGAAGGUUGCGAAAAAGUCACAUAUUUUGAGAAACGACCACCAACUCAUUAUAAUACAAGCGUCGAUCCAAAUGAGGAGCCAACUCAAGAAUGCCUUGUCAGUGGCUCAACAACUGCCAACAAUUUACCACUAAUACAAUUCUUGAUCUACCUAUUGGUGCUGAAGCUACAUAUAUAA
Messenger RNA from Necator americanus (New World hookworm), 3180 nucleotides. RefSeq lists its product as uncharacterized. Bases 1 to 3180 code for a protein of 1059 amino acids. Gene Ontology annotation, cellular component: voltage-gated calcium channel complex. NCBI's taxonomy places the organism in Eukaryota, Metazoa, Nematoda, Chromadorea, Rhabditida, Ancylostomatidae. The record is from RefSeq and is a predicted model, not a curated record. Gene Ontology annotation, molecular function: voltage-gated calcium channel activity. The transcript is spliced from 29 exons.